GCGGGCGGACACGCCAGAGGAGGAGGCCGGGGAAUGGCCGCGGUGUGGCAGCAAGUCUUAGCAGUGGACGCGAGGUACAACGCGUACCGCACACCAACGUUUCCACAGUUUCGGACGCAGUAUAUCCGCCGGCGCAGCCAGCUGCUGAGGGAGAAUGCCAAGGCUGGGCACCCCCCAGCGCUGCGUCGGCAGUACCUGAGGCUUCGGGGGCAGCUGCUGGGCCAGCGCUACGGGCCCCUCUCCGAGCCAGGCAGUGCUCGUGCCUAUAGCAACAGCAUCGUCCGCAGUAGCCGCACUACUCUUGACCGCAUGGAGGACUUUGAGGAUGAUCCUCGGGCCCUGGGGGCCCGUGGGCACCGUCGUUCUGUCAGCAGAGGCUCCUACCAGCUGCAGGCACAGAUGAACCGUGCCGUCUAUGAGGACAGGCCCCCUGGCAGCGUGGUGCCCACAUCAGCGGCAGAGGCAAGUCGGGCCAUGGCCGGGGACACAUCACUGAGCGAGAACUAUGCCUUUGCGGGCAUGUACCAUGUUUUUGACCAGCACGUGGAUGAGGCAGUCCCAAGGGUGCGCUUCGCCAAUGAUGACCGACACCGUCUGGCCUGCUGCUCACUCGACGGCAGCAUCUCCCUGUGCCAACUGGUGCCUGCCCCACCCACAGUGCUUCGCGUGCUACGGGGCCACACCCGCGGUGUCUCCGACUUCGCCUGGUCACUCUCCAAUGACAUCCUCGUGUCCACCUCACUGGAUGCCACCAUGCGCAUCUGGGCCUCUGAGGAUGGCCGCUGCAUCCGGGAGAUCCCUGACCCCGAUGGCGCUGAACUGCUCUGCUGCACCUUCCAGCCUGUCAACAACAACCUCACUGUGGUGGGGAACGCCAAGCACAACGUGCAUGUCAUGAACAUCUCCACAGGCAAGAAAGUGAAGGGGGGCUCCAGCAAGCUGACGGGCCGUGUCCUUGCUCUGUCCUUUGAUGCCCCUGGCCGGCUGCUCUGGGCAGGUGAUGACCGUGGCAGUGUCUUCUCUUUCCUCUUUGACAUGGCCACAGGGAAGCUGACCAAAGCCAAGCGUUUGGUGGUGCAUGAGGGGAGCCCUGUGACCAGCAUCUCAGCCCGGUCCUGGGUCAGCCGCGAGGCCCGGGAUCCCUCACUGCUCAUCAAUGCUUGCCUCAACAAGUUGCUGCUCUACAGGGUGGUAGACAACGAGGGGACCCUGCAGCUGAAGAGAAGCUUCCCCAUUGAGCAGAGCUCACAUCCUGUGCGCAGCAUCUUCUGUCCCCUCAUGUCCUUCCGCCAGGGGGCCUGCGUGGUGACGGGCAGUGAGGACAUGUGCGUGCACUUCUUUGAUGUGGAGCGGGCGGCCAAGGCUGCUGUCAACAAGCUGCAGGGCCACAGUGCACCUGUGCUUGAUGUCAGCUUCAACUGCGACGAGAGCCUACUGGCCUCCAGUGACGCCAGCGGCAUGGUCAUCGUCUGGAGGCGGGAGCAGAAGUAGGGUCCUGUCGGCCCUGCUGCUGUCCUCCAUCCCACCCCUCUGACUCCAGCCUCGUGUUGUAAAUAAAGUUUCGGUGGUCGUGCUGAGGGCCGGCUCCCAGCUCUGCCGGGGACGGACAGGGCAGCGGGCAGCUCCAGGAACACGGUGGAACGGGG
Molecule: messenger RNA, 1646 nt
Organism: Symphalangus syndactylus (siamang)
Lineage: Eukaryota; Metazoa; Chordata; Mammalia; Primates; Hylobatidae
Gene: WDR13
Product: WD repeat domain 13
Cellular component (GO): nucleus
Molecular function (GO): promoter-specific chromatin binding; protein binding
Source: RefSeq, a predicted model, not a curated record